UAUACUAUUAAAAGUUCAUAUCUCAAACACAUGCUACACUCACCCAGAAAUGGUGACAUCAGCUGUUGUUAUCGUUUGUCUUUCUUGCUUCCUGACUUUGGUUCCACCUGCUGAAGCGGACUGCUUAGCGGGUUGGAUGCACUUCAAUGACUCCUGCUACAGCUUUGUGGCCAAGCAAGUCGCUUGGAAUGAGGCUCAGCAUGCUUGUUACAUAAAAGGAGGGUCACUGGUGAUCAUCAAUUCCCAGGAGGAGGACGACUUUCUUCAUCGACACCUGCAGCAAGAGCGGCGCUACUUCUACGGCUACGAUUUCUGGGUGGGAGGCAAGGAAAUUCCGGGUACAGACUUCUGGGAAUGGGUGGAUGGCACCUUGUUCUCACAAACGUUCACCGCCUGGGCCACGGGCAGACCUGUAACGGGUGGACGAGCCAAAUGUCUGGAGUUCGAAGCUGAUAUGAACAGCGAAUGGAAUGAUGAUUAUUGCGAUGAUCUGGACUUUUACAUCUGUGAACGAGCGUUCGAAUUCCUGACACCAAGUCCACCGCCUAUUGUCGGCUGACAAUAAUGUUUCUGCAGCUCACAUGAAGAUUUCAUCGGCAAGAGGAUUCACUGUGUAAUGCAAAUAAAUAAAUCAACAUAAAUUUGUAUCAACAA
Messenger RNA from Pomacea canaliculata, 654 nucleotides. Its product is annotated as asialoglycoprotein receptor 2-like. The record is from RefSeq and is a predicted model, not a curated record. The coding region runs from base 50 to 559 and encodes 169 amino acids. The transcript has 5 exons. Gene Ontology annotation, molecular function: signaling receptor activity. Lineage: Eukaryota; Metazoa; Mollusca; Gastropoda; Architaenioglossa; Ampullariidae.